AAAAACUCGCUUCUAAGCCUCUCAAACAGGAAAUGACUAUGACUUCUGAUCUGUAAAGAAGAGCAUUUGUGGUUAUCAACCAGUUGAGAGUUUUCUUCAGGGUGAACCGUGCAUGUGAUGGCCCAGACAAAAGAUCCAAACUUUGGGCAGUCAACAGGCACCAACUCUGCUCUUCAUAGGCUGGACACGUUAGCUAGCCGAUUUUUUCACAAAUAUCGAAAAGGGCACCAGGAGAAAGGACUAGAGAAUGAGGGGCCACAUGUGUCAGAGUAUACCAUCCUUUGGGAUGCAACAAUGAAAGAAUUCUUUGCAAAAGCCAAAGAGGACUUCUCAAGAAAGUGGGACGUUCAGCCACAGAGCACAUCAUGUCUAGAUGACUUUGACAGACUGAAAACUCUUGGCACUGGAUCUUUUGGAAGAGUAAUGCUAGUCAAGCACAGACAGUCAGGAAAAUACUAUGCGAUGAAGAUUCUGAACAAAGAAAAAGUGGUGAAGCUUAAACAGAUAGAACACACAUUAAACGAGAAAAAAAUAUUACAAGCAGUGUCUUUUCCUUUCCUUGUGAAGCUGGAGUUCACUUUUAAGGAUCAUUCAAAUUUAUACAUGGUCAUGGAGUAUAUCCAAGGAGGUGAGAUGUUCUCACAUCUGAGACGGAUUGGAAGAUUCAGUGAGCAGAACGCACGGUUCUAUGCUGCACAGAUUGUUCUGACAUUUGAAUAUCUUCAUGCUCUAGACCUAAUCUACAGAGACCUUAAACCUGAAAACUUGCUCAUUGAUCAUCAGGGAUACAUCCAGGUUACAGACUUUGGCUUUGCCAAACGAGUCAAGGGCAGAACCUGGACACUGUGCGGUACACCAGAGUACCUGGCACCUGAGAUCAUUCUCAGCAAGGGCUACAACAAAGCUGUUGACUGGUGGUCACUGGGAGUUUUAAUCUACGAAAUGGUUGCUGGAUAUCCACCUUUCUUCGCUGAUCAACCAAUUCAGAUCUAUGAGAAAAUUGUUUCUGGCAAGGCACAUUAUACUUCACACUUUAGUUCAGACCUGAAGGAUCUUCUGCGCAAUCUGCUGCAGGUGGACCUCACAAAACGCUUUGGCAAUUUAAAAAAUGGAGUCAGCGACAUCAAAAACCACAGAUGGUUUGCUACAACAGACUGGAUCGCGAUCUAUGAGAAGAAGAUUGAUGCUCCCAUCAUACCAAAGUGCAGAGGGCCUGGAGACACAAGCAACUUUGAUGAGUACGACGAGGAAAACAUCCGAGUGUCUGUCACAGAGAAAUGUACAAAAGAGUUUUUGGAGUUUUAGGGUUUCGGCUUUAGAAAUUUACAUGUCUAUUUUGUCUUGUUAUGCACCUUUAAAGUUGAAUUCAUGAACAUCAUGUUGCUUCAUUCAAAGAGAGUUUUCAGAGAUUUGAAAAUUCUCAGGUGCCUUUAGCAGUGAAGUGUAGUCUACACAGCAUUAAAAAAAGAUCACAUAGUAUUCUGUUUGGAAACAUUAUAUGUUAAUUAAUUUAUACAAUGGAUAAAGCAUAUUUUUUCUGUGAUGAAAGAUUUUUUUUUAUUUGUAUAACGUUACGGAAAAGCAACCUAUAUGUUCAGUAUUAAUACACACGAAAUGAGUGUGUCUGUGGAAUAUGUGUGCCAAAGCUUUUGGUUGUUCAGACAUAUCAAAAGAUAAAUGUUGAAAAUUAAGUAAAAUGUCUCCUUAAACAGUAGUAGUGCAAAUUAUUCCUAUACGAUUUUGUUAUUUUAUCUAGAAAAGCUUCAAAAAGAUGUCUAAUCUGAGCAUCUUCUACAGUUGUCCCCUUUUAUGGACCAUGUUAAUACUUUUAUUUUAAGAGAAAGGGUAUAUCUGCUGUAUAGAUUAUGAUGUACAAUUUUGGAACAGUUUACUUAGACACUGAAUAAAAGAAAAUUAUCUACA
Molecule: messenger RNA, 1923 nt
Organism: Puntigrus tetrazona (Sumatra barb)
Lineage: Eukaryota; Metazoa; Chordata; Actinopteri; Cypriniformes; Cyprinidae
Gene: prkacba
Product: protein kinase, cAMP-dependent, catalytic, beta a
Exons: 10
Coding region: 118-1305 (395 amino acids)
Biological process (GO): peptidyl-serine phosphorylation
Cellular component (GO): nucleus; cAMP-dependent protein kinase complex
Molecular function (GO): ATP binding; cAMP-dependent protein kinase activity
Source: RefSeq, a predicted model, not a curated record